Molecule: messenger RNA, 2178 nt
Organism: Ostertagia ostertagi
Lineage: Eukaryota; Metazoa; Nematoda; Chromadorea; Rhabditida; Trichostrongylidae
Source: the annotation of a GenBank genome assembly
AUGGAAUCGAGACCGCCGCACAACCGUCUUCAAGUGAAUCCAAAAAUGAAGACAUAUGUAAGCGCAGGACUGCUGAACGUAUAUGACCCUGGCUACGUUGAGUCGGACUGGUACGCUUGGUGGGAGAAGGAAGGAUUCUUCAAACCAGAGUACGGUCGACAGAAUGCAACGAUGCUGAAUCCGAAGGGAACUUUUACCAUUUGCAUACCUCCGCCGAAUGUAACUGGUACGCUUCAUAUUGGCCAUGCGCUUGCCACUACCGUUGAAGACACUUUAACAAGAUGGCACCGAAUGAAAGGAAGGACCACACUAUUCAAUCCUGGGUGUGACCAUGCAGGCAUUGCUACACAGGUAGUCGUGGAGAAGAAGUUGCAACGUGAAAAAGGUCUCACACGACAUGAUCUCGGUCGUGACGAUUUCCUCCAAGAAGUGUGGAAAUGGAAGAACGAAAAGGGUGGAGUGAUCUACGAUCAGCUGCGGAAGAUGGGUGCUUCGGUGGACUGGGAUCGUGCUUGCUUCAUGAUGGAUCCGAAGAUGGUGCGAGCGGUCACUGAGGCUUUUGUUCGAAUGCACGAGCGUGGUACCAUUUACCGUUCGAAUCGCCUCGUAAACUGGUCGUGUGCUCUUCGAAGUGCCAUAUCUGAUAUUGAGUGUUAUCGAAGAACGCCGUGCACGUCAACUCCUGGACAGCUUUCACCAGCAGAAUUGUUUCUCGGACGUCAGAUAAGGACUACCUUGACGUUACUGAAGGAAACAACCGAAGGUGAAAAGGACCAAGAAAUGCAAAAAUGGAAAAGCAAUUCAACCGUCACCACGGAGCACGAAAAGAUCGUACAAGAUUGGAGAACCAGUUUGGAUUCGAGACUAUCGCCCUGGACACAAGCAUGGAUUAUGGCACACGUGAAGAGUCGCUUUGGACGAGUUCUGUACGACGUUCUGACGGAAGAAGGUCAGCUGUGGAGAAGACAUGCGAAUCAGAUGCGAGCUAGAUCAAAAGGAAGGUCACUCUCUGAGUAUGGUUCAAUUAUUCGUCUGUGGUUCAAUAAACGACUGGAUUGGCUGCCUGUAAGGAUACAACAAGUGGCGAUCAGGACCAGCACCAAGGAUCUACAGGACUCAAGACAACAGCCGCUCAAGACUUCAGAGCAACUCGUAUGCAAUAUGCCGAAGUCAUCUGGAGAUGGAACAGCUUCUGCUCAUCCUGCACAGCUCGAGGUAGUACUUCAAACUAUGCUUCAACAGUUGCAAUUUCAGCAUGAAGAAAUGAAAAUGCUGUUCGCCUCGUUAGCGCCUACCAAGGAUGGCAUGGUGGAUAACCAGAAGCUGCUAUAUGACCAAUUGAACAAGGACGUAGAAAAGUUCGUAUAUGAUGAGGAGUCUGGAUAUACAUUUGACUACUGGUACAGAAGGUAUGGACAUAUUAUUGAAGCAUCAAGACAACGCUACCGUAAGUAUGCAGAUGAUGUUCUACCUUUACAACCGCACGAGAUCGAUUUCGCAACAACAGUGAGGAAACUUCAAAAAUUAUUUGCAUCCAAGAAAACGUUGAUACGUCGCCGAUACGAGUGUUUGAGGAUAUCAUGCCCAGCACUUACUUCGGAUUACUUUGUGGCAGGACUUCAGGAUCCUUCCCUACGAGAAGUACGUCUCAGAAUGCUUCGCCGACUAGAUACGCAAGCAGAAGACGCAGCAUUGACGAUUGAAGAUCUCGUUGCAGAAUGCGAAAAUUUCACAGCUCUGAAGAUGGAUAACGCAAAUAUGGGAACAAGCCACGAUGUUCAUGCCGUGCAGAAAAAGAAAGUGAAAUGUUUCAAAUGUGGAGGCCCACAUUACAGGAAUGUUUGUCCACUUCUCGCCAACCAACCAAAGAUGUCCGACCAGAUCCAAAGAAACCAAGAAGGCAGCAUUAUCGUCGUAAGAGGAACCAGUGCAAAAACAUUGCAACUUUUGCCGCAGAGAAUGCAAGGACAUACAUCAAUUCAAGACGGCAGAUGGAUCACCGAUGAAAAUCGAUGGAAGAUUUUCCACAGGCUUCUCCGUGAAAGACCGCACUACUGGAAAAUCAGUUCCGAGGAAAUGGUUAUUGCUACGUCACAGAGAGCACAAAUCUACUCGGUCUGGAAUGGUGUGUCCAACUCCCCGCAUACAAGGAGUUACAAGGACAAGUACCACUGCCGA